Messenger RNA from Pecten maximus, 6016 nucleotides. RefSeq names its product OTU domain-containing protein 5-like. The record is from RefSeq and is a predicted model, not a curated record. The transcript is spliced from 10 exons. Bases 157 to 1740 code for a protein of 527 amino acids. Lineage: Eukaryota; Metazoa; Mollusca; Bivalvia; Pectinida; Pectinidae. Gene Ontology annotation, biological process: protein deubiquitination. Gene Ontology annotation, molecular function: K63-linked deubiquitinase activity; cysteine-type deubiquitinase activity.
AAUUUGAUUACUUGUUAGCCAGACGCCAUAUUUUUGUAAUUUGACGAUGGAAAGAACAUCGUAAGGAAACUAUUUCCAGAGAAAUCUCCAUUCCAACAUCAAACAGCUGACAAAAAGCUGGUGUGCAAGAAAGCUGUGUAGAUUUUUUAUCAUAAAAUGACGAUUUUACCGAAAAAGAAAGCAACUAAAGACAAGAAUGAAGUUGAAUCGUCAGACCAUUCCAAAGGACAUCAUCCAUCUACCCCAGAAAAUCGACACGAUAAAGUGAAUCGGACUCGAAGCUCUCCGACGAGAUGGCUUCCUUCAACAUCUAGAGACGAUAAUACAUCCACACUCGAGGCAGGUUGUUCGUACGAAGGACACGAACCUGCCCCUGGUCAUAAUAAGCGGAGACAUAGGUCUUCGCCCCAUCGAAACGUCCGGAAACAUCGAGGUCACGGUCAGGGAGGUGCCAGUCCGUCCCGAGAGUACGAUGAGGAAGGCUACAAUAGUGAGGACGAGUACAAUCCCCCCUCGUACCCCACUGACAACAUAGACGAGUUGGAAAGAUUAUUUGAUGCAACCAUGAAAGAUAAAAAAGGAUGGACAAUUAAGAAAAUGGCUGAGGAUGGAGCUUGUCUAUUCAGGGCAGUUGCUGACCAGGUAUAUGGGGACCAAGAGAUGCAUGCUGUUGUCAGAAAGCUGUGUGUAGAAUACAUGGGCAAGAAUGAAGAUUAUUUUUCACAAUAUGUAACUGAAGAUUUUAACACAUAUCUGAACCGCAAGAAAAUGGACCAUUGUCAUGGAAACCAUGUUGAAAUGCAAGCUAUAUCAGAAGUCUUCAAUAGGCCCAUUGAAGUUUACCAAUAUAGCAUAGAACCAAUCAAUACAUUUAGUGGUACAUAUAAAACAGAGAAUGAACCAAUCCGGAUUAGUUAUCAUCGUAACACCCACUACAACUCUUGUGUAGACCCUUACAAGGCCACCAUUGGGGUAGGCCUGGGAUUACCAGGCUUUCAACCAGGGCUGGCAGAAAAGAAUCUUAUGGGUGAUGCAGUUAAACAAUCAGAAAAAUUUCAUUUAGAAAAGUGUAUGUUGGAGGACAAACUUCGUGAGACUGAUUGGGAAGUGACCCAGGAGACCAUAGAGGAGCAGGUGGCUCGGGAGUCUUACCUACAGUGGCUUCGUGACAAUGAGACACAAGCACGUAGACAGGAUACGCCCAAGUCUGCAAGUGCAACAUGUAGUUCCUCUUCCGACGCUAUGUACUUGAACACUCCAUCAGAGCUGAGAGUUGGACGUUCACCACGGGCUAGGAGUAACCCGAAUUCAGCACAAAACAGUCCCCAGAGACCAGAAUGUCUUGACCAGGCCUCCCCACAACCAACACUGCCUACUAUUGGUGCAGGAUCUCCAAAGCCUCAAAAUGACCGCUCAAUGUUAGGUGCUACUGGUGGUGGUGUCCAAGGCGCUAUGGGUGGGAAUCCUGACUUUGAAGAGACCAGUUCCCUCAUGAACCAGUACCCAUCAAAUAUGUUUGGGUACACAGAGUGGAACGAGGACGACAUUCUGGCCCAGGUGAUGGCCCAGUCCCAGCAAGAAUACUUUGACUCUUUGAAGAAACAUGCAGCUGCUUCAUCUUCAGCCUCCUCUUCCUUCACCUUCUCUCCCACAUCUUCAUCAUCAUGGUCUGGCCCAAGUGGCAGUGGCCUGACUUCCAUGAGUAGUCCUCCUUCAAGUUACCAGGGUCCUCACAGCUAACAUAUACCCCACUGUUGACUUAUGUUAAGAGUAGUCAAUUAUUUCAUAUGUCUAGUUUAUGUUCACUAUAUUUGAUCAAAUUUCAUUUAUCCUUGUUUUAGUAAAAAGAAGUUUUAGAAAUCUUAAUUGGAAAAAUGAACACAAAACUCCUGUCAGAAUUUUUGAAAUGUUUUAAUGAAAAAGCACGAUCUUGAGUAAAAUAUAGAAAAACUCUGGAGGAACACUUUAAUAAUAUUUAUAAAGUGUAUAUGAAAAAUAUUGCUUAUAUAAUUAGUAAACCAACCUAGUAAAAUAUAACUUUCACAGUUUAAUUCUUCAGUGUACACAUGUGCACUGAAUAGUGAAUUCAUGGUCUCUAAGGAAUUGCUCAGAUAUCUAACUACAACACAAUCAUUGGUAGAGAAACCUUACACCUUCAGUUAAUCGAAUUUAGGUCUGAUGUGUCAUUAAGCAAAAUAUCCAUCAUUUAUGUUAUUUAAGCAAGAUGUAUUUUAAAAUGAAGGAUUUGGUUGAGAUAUUUUCAUCCACUUUCAUUUUGUGACUGAUGAGCAAUGUUUUGAAGAGUAACUUUUUGAUCAGAAGUUUCCACAUUUAUGUUAUAGUGUUAAGGCAUUCAGGUUAAAAACACAUUAUUAGCUACCAGAACUGUGUUAUCAAUUCAUUUUUUUAUUUAAUUAAAUUUAACACGUAUUCAAAACUAGAGUAUAAAACUUAGAUGUGAUCCCAUCAUUGUGAUUUGUUAUUUUGUUGUUUAAAAACAUAUGAUUGGAGUGAAGAACAUCCUGUUACAGUCGAACCUCCUUAAAUCCCCAACCAGGAAAUGAGUUCAGAAAAUUUUGCUUUGCAUUCAAUGCUUUAACAAAACUCGGGUAUCGGAUCUUUUAAUCCUUCGUUAAUGAAUACUUAAAACCAGUUACAAACUGUUAAAUCAUUUCCAAAAUUACGUUCUCUAGAAAGUCACAAUUUGUUUUUUUUUGUUUGUUUUUUUUCCUGGAAAGUGUCUAUAAUAACAAGGUUGAAUCAUUUUGUCGGUCUUGUAUGCUCUUUCCUGAUUUAAAAAAAUAUAUAUAUAUGUAAAAGAUAUAAGCAAUGUAUUAAAAUCUAAAACACUUGAAUGUAUUUCAACAGACCUAUGUUGGUAUAUGUAAUAAUAUUAGUUUAGGACCACUUUUAUGUAAAUAUUAAGUUGAGGUAACAUCAGCUUAGGUGUUUUAUAACUACCUUUAUUUGCAUUUAUACAGUGUGCAUGCUUCUCUCAAUGGAUGUGUCGAUGAUCAAUUGAGUUUGUGUAUGUUUCUUGAAAGCUUUUUGAUGUGAGAAGGAAAAAUAUUUUGUUCAUUUUCUUGGCUGUGGAUAUGAUAUUGAAAUAAUUCAGCCAGGUAAUGACUGUGUGUGAAUAUGGAUGUGAGGCCAGGAUAUCAUUAUGUAAGGGAGUAGAGGGUCAAAUCUUUUUAGUCAAGACAUUAAGGUAUUUGCCAAAUUUCAAAACCUACCAGAUCCUGAAUUCUAUAUACAUUUAAAAAUAAUGUUGCUAUUUUGGGUGGUGAAUUAAGUGUUCAGAAAAGUCUUGUCUAACAAUUGUACAUGAUAAAGAGAGAGAGAGAGUGAGAGAGAAAGAAAGAAGGGGAAAGGAUAUGGAAUAUUCAUGUGUAGGAUUAUUACAGUGAUAGUUAUUCUCCACCAGAAAAAAAUUUGAAUUAUUUCCUUAUAAAGUAUGAUAACCUACCUAGUAUCUUGGAACCACAAAUUGAACACUGCACAAGCAUUGUGAUUUUCAUGUAAAGGUGGAAAUACACUUCAAAUAAAGCGCCACAUGUCGAGGCUUAAUAGUCCAUAACUUGGUGGAACUUUAUUUAGAAUAGGAGAUGUUGUAUGUUAAUACGGUAGAUUAUUACACGAGUGUAACAGUUCCGCUCUCAUAUGGUACAGUGCUGUGUUGUAUUUUAUAUCUUACGUUCACCAUACUUAAUAUAAAAAAGUAUGCACCAGAUUUCAGCCGUAUAUUUUCUGGCUUUUGUUUGUGUAAGGAUCGGUUGAUAACCUACAAAACACAAUUUAUAAUAUUGAUAACUUAGUUAUUAUGAGAUGAUAUCUAAAUUCAUUAUUUAUUGCCAAACAUUGAAACUAUCAGCAAAAGCUGAUGAAUUCUAAUUAUCUGUCAAAAAGAACACCUUAUUUGACAGUAUCUAAGUGCUAAAUCACUUACCUACUGAUAUUUAUAUAUACAUACGUAUAAUACGUGUAAAGUUUAUACAUUGGGGAAAUAAUAGGUCAUAUUUUUUGUACACUUUUAUUUAAACUUAAUUAUAUUAUGGUACUAUAACCUUUUGAUUAUUGGUGUACCUGUGCUAGAAUCUUCAUAUUAUUUGAGUAAAAAGUUCAUUUUGGAUUAAUUUCUUUAAGUAUGUAUAUCCAAAACAUUGGUGUCCGUAAGGGCACUGUCCUUUUCUGUUGAUUUUAUAUAGGAUAUUUCUGUGGAAAUGUGGAGAGAUGGAGAGAUUGGAGACAUGCAGUGAUUAUUUUACUAAUUAGCAGUGAGUGUGAUCCCAUGUUUUAGUGAUGUUAUGUAACUACAUAGUGUAUGUCUGUAAUAUCCUGUUCUCAUUGCCGUUUACAGGAUAAGUUUUAAAUAUUUCUAAUUUGAUAGAUUCUCUGUAAUCAGAUUUCAGUCCUUUGAUCUGUUUUAUUUGAUUUCAUGUUUAGUUCUUGGUACGUUUGAUAAAGCAAUUUAAUCGUUGAAUUUUAAAUGAUUUUGUGAAUUUUCCCAUUAGCAUGUUAUGUAUGUUAUCAACCAUUGUCAAGGUUGGGUAUAAUUUUUUUGUGAUUAUAUAAAUGUGGAAUAUUUAAACGUUUUAUGUCCUACUGUGGUUAUGUGUUUUUGUUUAUUUAUUUUGAAUGUGUGAUAUAUACAGAGCCAGCCACCCCUUUAUACGGCACAUAAGAAAUAUCAGGACCACUGCUGAAUGCUCCUCUUCAUGUUUUAAUAUUACAUGCUACCUUACAUAUUACACCUGUGAUUGUGUUAGAUUCGUUAGUGUUUACCUGAGUGUUAUAAUGUAUAUACAUUUUUGUAGACAUUUCAAAGGUGUCACUAGUUAACCAAGCAAUGUCACCGUUCAUAACACAGGGAAUUGGCAUGAAUUAUCAACCAAAAAUCCAUACGUUUUUAAUUAUCUUUAAAUACAUAUGAGGAAAGUAGGUUUGAGAAUUUGUGCCAAAUCUCUGUGAUUCAUAAGUACAACCUGUAGGUUCAGAACGUUUUAGUAUUAAAAUCUGUAAGAGAUUCAUAUCACAGUAAGAUAGCAAAGUCAUUGGAUUCUUGUCGACAUCAUACAUUUUGUGCAGAUGAUAUUAUGUUUAGUAAGAUGCUGAAUUUGUAGCAGUAACAUAUUGAGAGGUUAUUUCCCAGGGUACAUAUUACCGGUGUAGGUUUGAAACAUUGUAAAUCCAUAGUGUGCUAAGUGUGGAGACUUAAGGUGGCUGUAUUUCUGAUAUCUGUGAUCAUUCAAGUUUGGCUUGAGUUAUCAGUGCUAUGUUUAGCUACAUUUACUGUGGUAAAAAUUGAUUUUUUCCGACAGGGAGCAACGUUGGGUGAUAUUUGGUUAAUUUACCUAUAUUUAGAGUAACACCUUUAUGUAUGUACCACAAUUAAGACUUUGAGCCCAGUAUUAAUCAUCAAUUACUGAGAGCUUAGUUUUAUGUUGGUGGUUUUUUUUUUUAUUACUAAUGCAUUUUGGUAUUGUAAUUCUAUUUUUCUUAUGAUGGAUCAUAUUCUUGACAAAAAAAUGAAAAUAAAAACUUAGGUAGUUUGGAUUAAUUAAAAUAUUUUUGUGAAUAAAAGUAAAGCAGAGGUACAUAGUAGACAAAAUGUUAAAAGUCACGUCUCAUAAACAUUUGUAUAUAUACUUCAGUAUAUUAAAAUUAAUUUGAAUGUUUUUUCCCAUUUUGAUAAAAUAUUGUCUCUUUUGCUGGUUCAACAAAAGAAGGCAUAUGGUCUGUGUGAAGUUAUCCGUAAAAAUGUUCAAAUUACCAAAAUUUCUUUCUUUUGAUAUUCUACAACUUUGUGGGAUCACCAGAGAUGCUUGUGAGCCAUGGUGGAGGGUUAGAGUUGUGUCCCCUGUCGGCCAGAGUCGUGACACCUAUGUUUUGUAUAUGGACACAUGUCCAUUUGUAUUUGUUAAUUCCCACAGAGUCAGGCACGGUGGGACAAAAUGUUAGAAAGCAAUCUAUGUAACUCAAUCAUGUACUGAGGACAAAUAAAGUUCACAUUUCAGUU